GAUGGCUGAGAUUCACAGAGAAAAAGAGGAGAAUAGACAACGGUGGGAGAAACAAAGAGAAGAAGAUCAGAGAAGGAGAGAUCAAGAGGAAGAGGAAAGAAGAAAGAAAGAAGAAGAAUGGAAGAAGAAACAGAAAGAAGAAAGAGAGAACUUUGAGAAAGAAAGAGAAGACAUGGAGAAGAAAGUAAGAGAAGAACUAAUGAAAUUACAGCAGGACUAUAAACAGAAGGCAGAAGAGGAGGAGAAAAGACGAAAGGAACUGGAAGAGAAAAUCCAGCAUGCGGAGGAAAGUAAAAAGAAGGAGCUACAAGAGCUGCAGUUAACUCAGCAGAGAGAGUGGAUAAAGAGGAUGGAUGAGGAGGAGAAGAGGAGAGAAAAACAACAGAAGUAUUGGGAGAAAACAAUUGCAUCAAUGGAGGAAACCUGGACUUUACAGCAGAUUAGAAAGCAAAGACAACAUGAAUGGGAAAAAGAAAAGGAAAUUGAGGAAAAAGAUUUAAAAGUAAAGGAGAGAAAAGAGAAAGAAGAACAUGAGAGGAAAAUAAUUGAAAAUGAGGCAAAUGAAAAAAUAAGACAGAUGAAGGAACAACUAGAGGCACAAAGAGAGAAAGAGGAGGUAGAAAGAAACAAAAAAGAAGAACAACUCAGAAAGGAAAUGGAGGGACAGCUACAGAAGCAGUUGGAGUCUUUUCGAAAAGAGAGAGAGGAAGAAGAGAUUAUACGGACUGAAGUUGAAAGGAGAAACCUUGAAUUCAUUAUAGAGAUUCACACCAGAGAGAUAGAGAAUCUCAAAACACACGUUGAAGUAAUAGCAAGAAAACAGGCAGAGGAGGAGUUUCAUGCCAAACUUGAUGAAAAGGUAAAAGAGGCAAGAGACAAAGGAUUUGUAGAGGGUUGUGCAGAGGUAGAGGCAGAAAGAACAGCACUGGGCAGAAGAGUAGAUCGAUUUGUUCAUACUGUUUGUAAAAGUUAAAAAGAAAAAAUGUUAAAUUUGUUUACUUUCCAACUGAAGCUUCCCUGAAAAUAAUUUUGGAGUCUGUUUGACUUUGCAUGACCACAAUCUUCAUGACCGAUACUAAAUGUUAUUUUUAUAUACAAUGAGCUGUAUUCAACAU
Pygocentrus nattereri (red-bellied piranha) is the source of this 1115-nucleotide messenger RNA. Its product is annotated as vicilin-like seed storage protein At2g18540. NCBI's taxonomy places the organism in Eukaryota, Metazoa, Chordata, Actinopteri, Characiformes, Serrasalmidae. Bases 2 to 973 code for a protein of 323 amino acids. The record is from RefSeq and is a predicted model, not a curated record. The transcript has a single exon.